Neohortaea acidophila is the source of this 1453-nucleotide messenger RNA. Its product is annotated as CDK-activating kinase assembly factor MAT1-domain-containing protein. Gene Ontology annotation, molecular function: cyclin-dependent protein serine/threonine kinase activator activity. The transcript has 2 exons. The record is from RefSeq and is a predicted model, not a curated record. Gene Ontology annotation, biological process: regulation of transcription by RNA polymerase II; positive regulation of cyclin-dependent protein serine/threonine kinase activity; nucleotide-excision repair. Gene Ontology annotation, cellular component: transcription factor TFIIH holo complex. The coding region runs from base 64 to 1161 and encodes 365 amino acids. NCBI's taxonomy places the organism in Eukaryota, Fungi, Ascomycota, Dothideomycetes, Mycosphaerellales, Teratosphaeriaceae.
CUUAUAAAUGAGGUCAUCUGUCCUCAUCGAACUUCUUCUGCUUGCUUCUCGUGUCUCGCCAAGAUGUCUCGUCUUGCUCAGCACAAGACGUCUCCCAUCACCAAACGCGAGGUGCGAAUAGGAGAUGCCCAAGAUGAAGUCUGCCCAGUAUGCAAGAGCAGCCGCUACCUCACCCCCUCCCUCCGCUUCCUUAUCAACCCGGAAUGCUACCACAAAAUGUGCGAGAGCUGCGUGGACCGCAUCUUCUCCCAUGGCCCGGCGCAGUGUCCCAUCCCCGGCUGCCGCAAAACGCUCCGCAAAGCUCGCUUCCGAGCCCAGCGAUUCGAAGACCUGCAAGUCGAGCGGGAAGUCGACAUUCGGCGACGCGUGGCGGCGGUCUUCAACAGGCGGGAAGAGGAGUUUGAAACGCUGCACGACUACAACAACUACUUGAAUGAAGUGGAGGACAUCACGUUCAACUUGAUCAACCAGAUUGACAUCGAGGAGACGAAUCGGCGGUUUGAGGAGUAUGAGAAGAUGCACGAGCAGGAGAUUCUGGAGAACGCGAGUUUGGAGGAGAGGGAGAAGGUGGCGUUUCGGGACGCGAAGAAGGCGGAACGUGACCUGGCGAAGGAGAGGCGUGACCUGGCUCGCAAGGAAGAGGAGGAGGAAAAGAAAGAAGCAGAGGAGAACAAGCGCGAUGUGCUGAAUCGCCUCGCAGCCGGCCAGGAUGCGGAGAAAGUCACGAAGCAAGGGCAGCAGGUGACCUUAAAGAAACGCAUGGAUCGCCAGGCUGCGGCAGAGAGGCAGCGACUGUUGCAUUUGUCCGAUGCCCGCAACGGAAGCUCCAGUUUGAUCAGAGGGUUGAAGGCGAAGGUGAAAGCCGAGCCCGAGGCUCCUAUCGAUCCGUUUGGCGGUUUGAAGGUGGAGACAAAGUACUUUUCCGUCCAGGACGACUACGUCUGGGCGGGCGUGCAGGAGACCAAGGCGGAUGUGUUGAUGGGGGCUGGUGGGUACGAUGUGCGAGAGUUCACGACCAGGGCGCUGUGUGAUGCGUUCUCGGGUUUGGGCGUGUUUAUUGGCGAGGACAGUGCGGAGCGGGAGAGGAUUGGGGUGGAUGAGAAGGCCGUGGGCACCAUCACCGCCGAGCGAGGAGUGAAGAGGAUGGAGGCUGCAUCGUGACUUUGUUAAUGGUAUGGAGUUUGGUGGUGUUGUCGUUGAGAUACCCCAUAUAGUUGGAAAUGCAUAACAUGAUCUUUGCUGCAUCCUUCGUCUCGUUGUAAAUCGGUGUGGGCUGGUAGUAAUGUGGUCGAUACCUUGCAAAUCCGUCAGUCUCGCUGACCGACUGGAAAGAUCCAGCUGGUCGGAAAUGCGUUAGCAACCUGAGUAUUCAUCUCACCACACCAUCGUGAUUCACAGAGUCUACUUAGCAUAAUCAGACGCCACACAGCAUGAUCGUAGUCCUAUAUCCCAU